This is a messenger RNA of Vitrella brassicaformis, 1804 nucleotides long. The record is from the annotation of a GenBank genome assembly. NCBI's taxonomy places the organism in Eukaryota, Vitrellaceae.
GGCUGCACAAGUUUUCUUUAUGAUGACGGCACGGCACGACAGGCACGAAGGCAGUCAGCGCACACGCGUGGCACACACAGACACGUGCUGGCAACCGUUAUGGUACACACACACACCACAAACCGGUCAGUCAGUCAGCGACCGCCCUCCCCUCCUGCACUAUAGCGCUGCAAACCCAUCGGACUCACUUCGCACCCCAAUGUCGUGCUCAUCCCCUACGUCAUCCCCUUCGCCCUCUCCCUCGCUCCAAACCAACUCAUCAGCCAACUGCAGCCGCGGCAACGGCGAAAACGGCGCCAAAGGGGACCAAUGUCCGUCUCCGUCGCUAUCGCUGCUCUUUCUCGCCUGCACUCGAAACGGUGUGGUUGUGCUCUUGGCCAGCAGGGCAUCAAACUCGUCUAUGGCAUGCCUCACCGCAUCAAAAUGCGACUUUGGCAGGGCUGCGAAGGCAUCGCCUCCCCCUCCCCCUCCCCCUGCACCUUGCUGACGCACCCCAAAGGAACACGCCAGGUCGUCCAGCAUGGCCUUGAGCGCCCCCAUCUCUCCCCCACCAACAGUACUACCACCCCCACCCCCACAACCGCCCUCGAUGCUGUCGAGCUCUUGCCGCAUCGCACACCAAUGCGCCCGGCCGUCAGAGAAGAAGUUGGGCACAUCAGCCGGCCCUCGCGAACGAGAGAUGUGUGUGGUUGAGGGGUUUGGCGGGUGGCGUGCGACGGGGGAGUGCUGCGAUGGGGCGGCAGGGGGUGCAGGCGGGCCCGGGUCGAGGAGGGUGUUGAGCGAGGAGGGGAGAGAGCAGAAGGAGGCCGUGGGGGUGGGGGCUGGGGGGGUUGGCCUGGUGGGAUGCCGAGUGUUGCUCUUGCUUCGCUCAAAGGCGCGGAUGUGGGCCGUCAGGACAUCGAUACAUGAGUAGCUCUUGACCUGACGCGCACUGCAGAGGAGAAAAGAAAGGCAUGUGGGUGGAUGGAUGGAUGGAUGGAUGGGCGUUCGGGGUGGGGUGCCUACAGGUGCAGUGGCUCGAGGCCUUUGCGGUUUGGCAGGUGUGGGUCAGCGCCCUUGAGCAGCAGGUACUUGCACACGUCGGCAGCCCCUCUCGCCACCGCCCACAGCAGCGGCGUACGCCUCUUGCUAUCAUACCUAAGGAGGAACCAAGAACGGACAAAAGGAUCAUCAUUUGCAAAUGGGUGGGCUCCCUCCCCUCCCGGCUGCCGCCUUCGGGGCUGUGCUCUGCUCACUUGUCGAUGGACGCCAGUGCGCCGUUAUCGAUGAGCAGCCGACAUAACUCCACACAACCGCUACCACUCGCCCAAUGCUGGAUGGUGUGAUUGAUGUAUCCCACACACACAUACACACAGGUGUCAAUGACUGAGGAAGAGCGGUGUGGCUGACCCACCAGGGCAGAUCGCUGCAUGUCAUCUUCAGCCGUCGCCGCCGUGGCAGCCGCGGCACCAGCCAGCCCCUCCGCCCUGCGCAAGAAGCUCUCAGCAGCCGGGAGGUGCUCGGAGAGAACCACAUCGACUGCAGAGCGAUACCCCGCCGCCCUGAAGUUGCCCGUGGUGUCCCAGUUGGCCGCCACAAAGAAGGCGUCCUGGCAUGUCUGUCAUACGUAUGACACACACACACACCGCAGGAAUUGAACGAGGAGAAGCCAGUGACGAGAAGGUGAGUUCCGUUGAACCAAUCGCGUUGAACCUUCAGGACAGCGUCUGACGGCGAUGUUGUUUCCUGAAGCUUCAGGAACUGGCUCAGCAACGAGCCCUUCGCAAUGGCGUCGCUCAUCGAUGCGAUGUGGGCGGCCGGUCGG